GGUGGCCACAUUUGGAGGCCAUGGGGAAACGGGAGGAACAGAGGUAAAGGGCAGGGAAAAUGCCUCAGCACGUAGCUAGUGAGUGUGUGUUCCUGACAUAAUCGUGUGAGAAGCCAAGUGACACUCCUGGUUUCUUUCCUAUGCAUGUUAGGUGCUGCUCCUGCAGCUCGGUGCACAGCAGGCGCUGCAGCAAACGUCCUGUGAAAGCCAGAGCCAGCAGCUGAGCGAGGCAGAGGGCACCUCCGUUUCUGGGGGUGGAUUCUGUUUUCGUCGAACAGGCAUUAUGUUACAGUGAGGGGAAGGAGGCGUGAAAAGACAGAGGUAAAAUGUAUGGCAUUUUUAAAUUUUAAAAAAGAUCACUGGCAGCAUUUGUUAAUAUUCUUUAAUUGUUCUGUGACAAAGUUGGCUUUUGUGCACUUCUGGGAAUCGGAAUCCUUCCUGGUUUACUGCUUAGGCUGGCUCUCAGUUUUAAGGAGACUGAGACAUCUGCUGCACAAGAACAUACUUGUCUCUCUUGUGCAAACCAACUGUGCAUGUGGAAGCCUGCACUGCAUUUUUUUUCUGUUUGGUGAUAUAUUAAUUUUGUGGUUACUGUGCUGGUGAGUUACGCUGCAGCGCUGCCCAUAGCCAGCUCUAACAGCACUGUCUGAGCAAGAAGCGGACAAGUAUUACUUGGAGGCAGACAGGUAGGGAUGCUGCCUGUCAGGUUUGGUUCUCUUGCUGCUAAAUUUGUGGCAUCUGUUCAUUAUUGUUUUUUAUCUCAUAAUCUGAUCAACGCUUUGGGUGUACCACUGGAUUAGCUGUCUCAAAAGCCUUUGAGUCUCUCCUUUUACUGAGGCUAUUAAUACUGUUUGUAAUCAACCUAAAAUGAUCUCUUCGUGUCGCUGCAUUAUUUUCUAAGUGCUUGAAAUCCUUGCUUCAGCAAAAACGGGGAAGAGAGAACUCCUGUUUUGAAGGUACAGAAACUCAUCAGAAAUUAAUUUACUCUUCCUUACGAUCAGUCAGAGUCCAAGAGGGCAUUUGUAUCACCAUCUUCAGUAGGUCUGCUUCCAUGUAAGGUAUGAUCCUUUGAGCAAGUGCCUGGUAAUAACUCAUUUUUGUGCUGGUGAGUCCUUUAUUUGAGGCAUUAGACUCUGUCCAAUCUCAGCCACAAAGAGAGGAGGGUAAGAGAAAUUGUCUGAGUCAGUGUGUAAAUGUCUCCUCUUGGCUGCUGUGGCGUGAUCUGCGCUGAAGGUCUCACAACAAUCUUGUAAGUGAGCUAAUAGCUCUCAUUUCAUUCCGGUCUGUCCUUUCAUCAGCCCACACUGGACCAGACAUACUCCAGAGCUAAUGACAAGAAGGGGUAGGCUGUCUUCCACCAAGGUGAUGUGUGCUGAGCAUGCAUGUGGGGAGGCUGGGAGGAGUGAUUAAUGCCCUGGGAAUUUGCUUCUCUGCCUCGCUGCACAAAGCUGUUGUGUCAGGGCACCGGGCGGGCUGCAGCUGGGCGCCAGGAACACGUUACCUAGUUUGCUCAGGAUCAGGCACCGAGACAGAGACAGCGUGUUCUCAGUGGGCCGAGUUCACCACUGUGCCGCAGCUUCAUACUUGCACAGUGAGGCUCUCUUUGGACAUGGAUCUGCUGCUAGGCGGAGGCAGGAAUCCUCUCCUGCUCCAGCUCUGCUGCAAUCUGCAGCCCUGACCUCUGCCAGGGUGAAGUCCCAGAGUUUGCUGAGUUGUGGGGGAGCCCUCCCUCCCCCUGGCUGGGAGGGAUUGCCCCCCUUGGAGGUGAGAGGGGAUGGUGCUUGGCCAGCAGUCAGGAGCCAUGACUCACUGGGGAUCACAGGCGGAGCCCUGCUCUCCCUGCAAUCUGCUCUUCCUGCUGGAGCCCCUUCACGAGCAGUUGCUGGAUGUUUUUUCUCACCAGGCAGAUCUGGGCUGGAGCUGGGAGAAACUCAUGUCCACCAUUAAAGCUGAGGAAUUGGACUCACCUUAGGUGCUGAUCUGCCUGCAGACCCCACGCGAUGGAGGCUGGCUCUGUGGUGCGAGCGGUCUUUGAUUUCUGUCCCAGCGUCUCUGAGGAGUUGCCCCUCUUUGUGGGAGAUGUCAUCGAGGUGCUGGCUGUGGUGGAUGAGUUUUGGCUCCUCGGCAAAAAGGAAGGUGUCACAGGGCAGUUUCCUAGCAGCUUUGUGGAACCUGUGGAUAUUCCCCCUUUGAAGCAGGGAGAAAAACUGUUUGUUUGUACCAGUGACUUCACAUCUCAAGAGCCAGGGAGCUUGUCAUUGCAGAGAGGAGACCUGGUGAUCCUGGGUGGUUCCCUGGCCUCCAGCUGGCUCCAGGGCCGAAGCAGCUGGGGUUCCAAGGGCUUUUUCCCCUCAUCAUGCGUGCGGGAGCUGUGCCUUUCUACUCGGAGCCGUCAGCUGUCCCAGAGUGCUCUCCUGGAGGUGCCUGCCUACUCAUUGGGCCAAGCCCGGGCCCUGAUGGACCUGUCUGCUCAGCUGGAGGAGGAACUGGACUUCAGGGAAGGGGAUGUAAUCAAUAUUGUUGGCAUCCCAGAGCCUGGCUGGUUUGAGGGGGAGCUCCGAGGACACAGGGGCAUUUUCCCAGAGGGUUUUGUGGAGCUGCUCACUCCUCUGAGAGCAUCAGGGACUUCAGAGGAUCCAGAGCCCAGAGGGACUUGUGACACCAAUGGGACAGUGGAGGUGCCCACCAAACAGGACAACAGCAGAGAGGAUGGAGGGCAGGAGCCAGGGAGCACCUAUGGUGUUGCCCUCUACCAGUUCCAAGCCCUGGAGUCCCAGGAACUGGAUUUUGAUGUGGGUGACAGGAUUCGGAUUGUAGGCAUUCUGGAGGAUGGCUGGCUAGAGGGGGAGCUGAGGGGGAAACGCGGCAUCUUCCCUCACAGAUUUGUGAGACUGGAAGCCUCCGACCCCUGCAGGGAAAAGGUGGGUGCUGGAGAUCCCCAGGCUGGAGUAAGCUGUGAAGUGACCAUCCUGCAAGACCCAGAGAGCACCUGCUCCAAAGCUCUCCCUUUGCCAGGGAAAGAUGACAGGGACAUGGAGGAUGGCUCAGUUGCACACCCUGUGUCUGACACCAUUACAUCUCACAUGGCGGAGGGGUCGGAGCGUCCUCUGGGCUCUGACUUUAGACAGUGUCAGGCCUUUCCUGACGCAGGACUCCAGGAACCACAUUCCAAAGCCCCAGUAGACUCCCACCCCUCUGACUGCACAAAGACAGUCAAUGGCCUUCAUCCCUCUGCUCAGCUGCCCCCACAGCAGAGCCACAAACCAGACCAAGCAGGUGUACUGGAGCCUCAGGCCCUGCCUGAGCAUGAUGGAGACAGUCCCGCCAUGCCCCAGCAGGCUCCCUGCUCCCUGCCAGACACUUGCAGAAGUCAGGUCAUUUCUCCUCCUAACAGCUGGGCAGCAUCAGAGCCGCAGGAGAACCAGAGCAGCACCCAGGACUUGGAUGGUUGGGUGGACAGUCAACAGGAGAAGUCCAAAUCUUAUUCCUCCAGCUUGGGAGGUGCCCACAUGGGCCCAGAUACAUGGUCUGGGACCUGGGGGGAAUGUUCCCUGCUCACAGCACAGGACCUCGACUCCAAACUGACAGAGCAGCUGGCACAGUUUGAGAAGAGUCUGUCAAGUACUGGUGCUGAGCAGGACAAGGUCUCCCGGCACUUCUCUAUCUUGGACUAUAGCUCAGAGAAGGACAUAGUUCGUGGGUCUCCUGAGCCUGCCUCCCACGCCAAGCAGCCAGAGAGGAGGAAAGCCCUGAGGCCACCCCCUCCUCGGCCCAGCACCCUCGCGACAGCCCCUGUGCCCUCGCAGCCCAGCCGCCUUCCCAAAGGCAGGUCUCUGUCGUUCUCGGUGAAGCCCUCCCGGCCCGCACCUCGGCCUCCGUCCAGCAGUCAGCGGAGGAGCCUGGCCCCUCCGCAGCUGCAGCCCAGCGCCCAGGAGCAGCGUGCAGAGGAGGGCCGCGAUGACUUGAUGCAGACAGGAGCAGCUUCCCCCUGCUCCAUCCUGCUGACAAGGAUCAGAGAAGUGGAGCGAGACCUGGAGGCUUACGGGAAGACCCGCACUGAGCUGAGCUUGAUGCUGGAGGAGCAGCAGGAUGAGCUGGUGAGAGCAGAGACCCUGGAAAACCUUGACUUCUGUGACUCCAACAUCGAGAGCCUCAGCGUGGAGCUGCAGGAGCUGAGAGAGAUGACCCUCCUGUCCUCCCAGACACCAUCCCUUGAGACGUCCUCAGCUGCCACCGAGAGCCCGGAGCACAGGAUGCUGGAGAAGAGGUCCAAGGUUAUUGAGGAACUGCUCCAGACAGAGAGGGACUACAUCCGAGACCUGGAAAUGUGCGUGGAGAGAAUCAUGGUGCCCCUGCAGCAGGCACAGAUACAGAAUGUAGACUUUGAGGGUCUUUUUGGAAACAUCCAAGUGGUGAUAAGCUUCUCUAAGCAGCUGCUGUCCACCUUGGAGGCUUCAGAUGCCAUUGGGCCGGUGUUCCUGGCACAGCGUGCAGAGCUGGAGAGCGUCUACAGGGUGUAUUGCCAGAACCAUGACGAGGCCAUUGCACUGCUGGAAACUUACGAGAAGGAUGAGAAGAUCCAGAAACUACUCGUGGACCUGCUGGAUAGCCUCAGGAGCCUGUACAGUGAGUGGGGCUGCACAAACUACAUUAACCUGGGCUCCUUCCUCAUCAAGCCAGUGCAAAGGGUGAUGCGGUACCCGCUGCUGCUGAUGGAGCUGCUGAGCGCCACCCCUGAGUCUCACCCUGACAAGGCUCCGCUCACAGCUGCUCUCCUUGCAGUCAAAGAAAUCAACGUCAACAUCAACGAGUACAAGCGUCGGAAGGACCUGGUGCUGAAGUACCGGAAAGGGGAUGAAGAUAGCCUCAUGGAAAAGAUCUCCAAGCUCAACUUCCACUCUAUCAUCAAGAAAUCCAACCGUGUGAGCAGCCACCUCAAGCAUCUCACGGGCUUUGCACCCCAGCUGAAGGAUGAAGCCUUUGAGGAGACAGAGAAAAAUUUUCGGAUGCAAGAGAGGCUAAUCAAGUCCUUCAUCAGGGACCUUUCACUCUACCUGCAGCACGUCCGGGAGUCAGCCUGCAUGAAGGCACUGGCAGCAGUCAGCAUGUGGGACCUGUGCACAGAGAAAGGCAGUGGGGACUUGGACCAGUUCCAGAAAGUGAACCGGCUCAUCAGCGACCAACUCUUCUCCAACUUUAAAGAGCGGACAGAGCGGCUGGUGAGCUCGCCGCUAAACCAGCUGCUGAGCAUGUUUGCGGGGCCUCACAAGCUGGUGCAGAAACGCUUCGACAAGCUCCUCGACUUCCACAACUGCACAGAGCGAGCGGAAAAGCUGAAGGACAAGCGAACGCUGGAGGAGCUGCAGUCGGCCCGCAACAACUAUGAGGCCCUUAACGCCCAGCUGCUGGAUGAGCUGCCCAAGUUCCUGUGCUUCGCCAAGGAGCUGUUUGCCAGCUGUGUGCGGGGCUAUGCAGAGGCACACUGUGACUUCGUGCGCCUGGCCCUGGAGGAGCUGAGACCACUGCUGUCGUUGCUGAAGGUGUCCGGCCGGGAGGGGAACCUCAUUGCCGUCUUCCAGGAGGAGCACAGUCGGGUCCUCCAGCAGCUCCAGGCCUUCACCUUCUUCCCAGAGUCCCAGGCAGCUCCCAAGAAGCCUUUUGAGAGGAAGACCAUGGAGCGUCAGUCUGCCCGGCGGCAGCCACUCGGUGCCUUGCCCAGCUACCUCCUGCAGUCAGACGACAUCCGAGCUGCCCUCCUGGCCCGGUAUUCCCCUGACAGUCUCUUCCAGGCAGAGCGCAAUUUCAAUGCUGCCCAAGACCUGGAUGUCUCGCUGCUGGAAGGAGACAUCGUGGGGGUCAUCAAGAAGAAGGACCCCAUGGGCAGCCAGAAUCGCUGGCUCAUAGACAAUGGGGUGACCAAGGGCUUUGUGUACAGCUCCUUUCUGAAGCCCUACAACCCGCGCCGCAGCCAGUCGGAUGUCUCCGUGGGCAGCCACUCUUCCAACGAGUCCGAGCACAGCAGCUCCUCCCCGCACAGCAGCACCACACUGACCUUCAGCCCCAGCGGGGCAGCCGUGGCCUUCACUCAGAAACCCCUGCAGGACUCUGCCUCCCCAGGAGACACACACCAAUCCCCACAGUCCCCUUCACAGACGGACUCCCCCUCUGUGCCCCAGCUCAGCUCUGGUGACAGGACGGAGAGGCUGGAGGCUGGAGUGGUGACAUCUCCACGCCGCUACGGCCGCCCAGAGCCAGGCUACAGCCCCGGCCCUCGCAAUGGGCACCCCGCCAAAGCGCGGCUCAGGCCUGUGUCCUCAGUGGAGGACAGAGACUCCGGGCUGGAGAGCAGUGAGUCAGAGGGCAACCAGCAGGUCUAUUACGCGCUCUACACCUUCAAAGGCCGAAACACCAACGAGCUGAGCGUGUCAGCUAACCAGAGACUCAGGAUCCUGCAGUUUGAGGACAUCACAGGCAAUCGAGAGUGGUGGCUGGCCGAGGCCCAUGGCAAGCAGGGCUACGUGCCCUCCAGCUACAUCCGGAAGACGGAGUACACGUGAGACAGGGGGCAGGAGCCCCUACCCCGUGCCUUGGGACUGCCGGGGGCCCUGCAGCCUCCACUGCUUGCCCCAGGGGGAUGAGGCUGUGCCUCCUUGCAGCCCUGCAGUGCUUCCAGCCCCACUACACCGGCUGCCAUGGGCAGGAGGAAGCAUGGGCUGGCAGGGCAGGCAGCUUGCGUGAGGGCAGGGGCAAGUUGCUGUUAUCCCAUGCUGUUCAAGCCUCCUGCCUCCAGCCAAGAGCGGGGGAGUAGAGCCUGGGGCCGUGCCCCAGGAGGGAAUGUCUCAAUCAAGGCUGAGCUGCUGUGGAUUUAAACUGUGGAAAUCUAUUGCUGAGUCCAUCUUUAGCGUUAAAAGUAACCUGUGAACGCAUUCCCGGUGCCUUCUCAGCAGCAGCAGGAGCCUGGUCUAUCCUGUCUGUGCAGGACCUCAGGGUGGGAUGUCUGUGCUGGCUCUAAGGAAGCUGCUCUGAAGAUUGCUGUGAGUAGUUCAGCUUCAGAGCCCAACCUUCAGGAGCACCCAUGUCAGAGCCCCGGUGGGUGCUGUGUCCGUGUGCUUAGUCUCCCAGGGGCUGGGGCCUCUCUAAGCUUUUCUAGCUUAGAACGAGAAACCCCUGUCAGGGGGUUGUCCAGGCUAUUGGGUUCUCAGCUCCCAGAAGAGCCAUAGAUCCUGAACACCAUCUUCCCUUGUCAGCACAGUGCCUCCAGUGUCCAAGACUCUGCUCCAGCAUGGCUGCUCUGGAGCAGGGCAGAAGGCAAAACACAGGCUGUCCUGCAGCCUCAUGUUCUGGGGCUCUGACCAGGAAUGCCUCACCUGUGCCUGCUGCAAGGCAGUGGAGAUGGUGCUUAUGUUCUGGGAGGGAUGCAGUGCCCUUUGCAGGGGUGGUGUGUCUUAUGUGCUGCUGCCAUGCCCUGAAGGAGGAAGGCUCCCUUCUCCUUGGGGCAGUGUUUGUGUCCCCUGUACUGCUGCUCUGUAAAUAAACGUUUGCCCUUGUAUAU
Molecule: messenger RNA, 7552 nt
Organism: Oxyura jamaicensis (ruddy duck)
Lineage: Eukaryota; Metazoa; Chordata; Aves; Anseriformes; Anatidae
Gene: DNMBP
Product: dynamin binding protein
Exons: 17
Coding region: 2001-6557 (1518 amino acids)
Biological process (GO): intracellular signal transduction
Cellular component (GO): cytoplasm
Molecular function (GO): protein binding; guanyl-nucleotide exchange factor activity
Source: RefSeq, a predicted model, not a curated record